Humulus lupulus (European hop) is the source of this 408-nucleotide messenger RNA. Its product is annotated as importin subunit alpha-4-like. Lineage: Eukaryota; Viridiplantae; Streptophyta; Magnoliopsida; Rosales; Cannabaceae. Gene Ontology annotation, molecular function: nuclear import signal receptor activity. Gene Ontology annotation, cellular component: nucleus. Bases 13 to 408 code for a protein of 131 amino acids. Gene Ontology annotation, biological process: NLS-bearing protein import into nucleus. The transcript is spliced from 4 exons. The record is from RefSeq and is a predicted model, not a curated record.
CCGGAGCAAGUGAUGAAGCUGAGGGGAGGAUCAGUGCUCGGGAAGAAGAAGAUUCUGAAGAGCGACCACUUUCCUGGCUGCCAGAACAAACAAUUGUCUCAAAUCGAUGGCGCUCCCAACUACCGUCAUGCCGAAUCUUUACAUGUUCAUGGCGCUGCAAUUCCUACCAUGGAGAAAGGCAGUCAGAAUGCAGCCGUUUUGGAGAAGAGGUUGGAAAGUAUUCCUGCGAUGGUUCAGGGAGUAUGGUCUGAUGAUUCUGCUUUACAAUUAGAGGCAACUACUCAGUUUAGAAAGCUAUUAUCAAUUGAGCACAACCCUCCAAUUGAUGAAAUUAUUAAGGCAGGCGUGGUGCCUCGGUUUGUUGACUUUCUUGGAAGGAAUGAAGUGCCUCAAUUGCAAUCAGAUUAA